Photinus pyralis (common eastern firefly) is the source of this 1806-nucleotide messenger RNA. RefSeq names its product SH3 domain-containing protein Dlish (gene Dlish). The coding region runs from base 142 to 1197 and encodes 351 amino acids. Gene Ontology annotation, molecular function: protein binding. The record is from RefSeq and is a predicted model, not a curated record. The transcript is spliced from 4 exons. NCBI's taxonomy places the organism in Eukaryota, Metazoa, Arthropoda, Insecta, Coleoptera, Lampyridae.
UGGCAACACUGAACUGGACCACUUCUUGUAAAUCUCGUUCUUCUGCUUAAGAUUAAGAAAGUUAAUGUUAAGAUGAUGAACAUAUUUAUUUUUUAAUUAUAAUUUAUUAAUGUGAAGUUUUUAAUUUGAAAAUUACUAAUUAUGGCUUUUCUGUGUCCAGUCAGAAUACGUCGAGGAAAGAAAAAAAAACCGAUUACUGGAGAUAAUGACAAAGAACUGAUGAGGACCAGUUCCGGUUUAACAACAGGAAUGGGACGGAUUACAGGAUCUGCGAGUAUCGAAACUUUGGUACGGGUCGGUAUCGAGAAAGAGCACGGAUUGUCUCCUGACAGUAAAAUGGUGGUGCUACACGACUUUACACCGUGUGUCGACGACGAACUGGAAGUUAAAAGGGGGCAGAUUGUUAAUAUAUUAUAUAGAGAGAACGACUGGGUUUAUGUUAUUGCAAUGGACUCGAGACAGGAAGGUUUCAUACCUCAUUCUUAUUGCACGCCAUAUAAUAGCCAUUUAGCCGAAUUAGCCAUUAAGAAAAAAUUACCUCGUAACGGACAACCUACACCCGAACAAGCAGAAACUAGUCAUGAACCAGAAAUAGCUGGUGCGGAUACGAGUGAUUGCGACUCCUUGGAGAAGAAACAAGCCGGAGUUGCGGCGUCACCAGUUAGUUUACAUUCCGAGCCGGAUAUGUUGCCAUUUUCGAAAGAUCCGUCCGGUCGUUACAUUGUUUUGUACACUUUUAUAGCUAGGGAUGAAAACGACGUAUCGGUGGAACGUGGGGAAUUCAUUACGGUUUUAAAUAGGGAAGAUCCAGAUUGGUACUGGAUAGUCAGAAGUGAUGGCCAAGAGGGAUUCAUUCCGUCCGGUUUUGUCUAUCCUGCCGACAAUGUGAUUCAAGGCCACUUAAAUAAUAAUCCAAAUCAAAACAUCAACGGAACAUUUUCCGCCCAAAAUAACUCGCAUCAUAUAAAUUCUUCAAACGCGGACGAUCUGAGAUACCACGGCACAGAGCUUGUGAUGUUGUACGAUUAUAAAGCUCAAGCGCCCGACGAUCUAUCCGUAAGAAGAGGCGAUUGGAUUUACGCCGAUCUCACGAAUCAAACAGUCGACGGAUGGUUAUGGGCGUAUGCGCCGAAAACACGUAAAUAUGGAUUUAUACCGAAAGCGUAUGCGAGGCCGCCUGCAAUGACUAGUUUGUAACUGUAAAUAUAUAUAACACUUUCUACAAAAUGGGUGAUAGGCUGUGUCAAACAGAUCAAAUAUUUUUUGUCAAUGUAGCUUUGUUGAAUUGUAUUGAACAAAUACUGCGAGUGGUUGGCUUCAAUCUAGAUCAACGAGACCCGGUGUGCUUUGGGCACUACGGAAGAUGUAUUUAUAGCUUUUGAAUUAAUAGGAAGUUUUUGGUAUACAGGGUGACUAAAAGUUGAAGCCUUGAAAGUGAUCGAAAAGUUGAUAUAUUAUGAGGAAUGAUUUUCCAACACUAUUGAACAGAAGAAGAAAUUUAGUUCAGAACUUUUGACUUUAGUCAAUAAAUCCAUUUUGAAGGCAUUUAUGACACUUAUUUCCUCGAUACCCUGUAUAUCGAUGUAUGGGGAGGUGAAAAUAUUUAAAGUAGACCAGUGUCUACUUUAAUUAUUUUUUUUAACAUAGUAUUGUAGGUAGAUAAUGUAAUUACUAUCGUGUACAAAUCAGCUUUAAUUAAUAGAUAUGUACUAUUUAAAAUGAUAUAUGUACUAAUUUACAGUGCCUAAAAAUAUUUUUUAUAUAUAUUAUUAUCUUGAUAAAGAAAUAAAUAUUUUUAUAUUUGGA